ACAAUGAUGCGUUUAAGACACUGCUUCCGUUACCGUCUUCUUCCUCCAUCUUGUUCAUGUUAGGGUUUUCAGAGUUGCUGUGAUCCUUCACUUCUUCCCUCGCUGGCGUUCACGCAUCAAAUAAUGUGUUUUCAAUAACCAAAUUUUGAAGAAGAUCGUGAUUCCCACAACGUUUUUUUUUACCCUAACUCACGGAAUCGACAGCAUCGUGCGACACGUGGCAAUGGCUUACGUGGAUGAGGAGGGUUCUUCUGGUUCUGGAGAAGAUGUGAAUAUGUUGGAUGGACACAAGCGUCACCCAGUUGUAGUACCGUCCGGUUCCGGUGGCCGGAAGAGAAGCCGGAAAGCUGCCGGAGACGCCAUAGUCGAUGCCAUGCUGGAGAUAGCAGCUGCUUCAAAGAUGAGGGCAACUGCAAUUUUGAAGAAUGAGGACAGGUUCUCCAUAAGCAAAUGCAUUAAGGUGUUGGAUGAGUUGCAAGGUGUUGAUGAACGGGUCUACUUUCUUGCUUUGGAUUUGUUUGAGACUAACACUAGUGCCCGCGAGAUUUUCAUCUCUCUCAAGUGUGAAAAGAGAUUGCCAUGGUUGCAGGGCAAAUGUGUUGUUUCCUCUAGGUGAAAUUGAUUGUGAAAAUUCUUGGAUUAUGUUGAAUAGGGGUCCUAUACCUUUUUUUGUACGGUCAACUUGAUUGAAAGGGAGUUAUGUGUAUAAAGCACUUCCCCCUUCCCAUGAUUUCUAAAUUAUUAUUGGGAUUGCUGUUUUAUGCGUGAUUGGAAAUUUGAAAUGCUUUCUAAAGCUAUGAACUAAAUAUUUCAGAAUGAUAUACUACUUCUUGUUCA
Molecule: messenger RNA, 837 nt
Organism: Gastrolobium bilobum
Lineage: Eukaryota; Viridiplantae; Streptophyta; Magnoliopsida; Fabales; Fabaceae
Exons: 2
Coding region: 224-616 (130 amino acids)
Source: RefSeq, a predicted model, not a curated record